AUGGAUAAAGUUAUAAAAACCGUAUUGGUUGUGAAAGAUGUUAAAACCGAAGAGCCAUUUCUAACAACGUUACACGAUUUGAAUAUUUCUUCUGAUGAAUCUGAAAUCGAUGACGAGGUAACAUUUUAUGACAAUAAAAAUGCAUUGUUAACUCUUGAAUCGAAUGAUACUUACCGUUCUAAGUUGAAACAGAAAAAUACACAAAAAACGAAAAAAAGAAAAUUGGUCGACGAAAAUGAUGAACGGGCAAUGCAUUUGGCGUCUGAUUGUCUCCCUUUGUCAAAAAAACAAAAACGUAAACAUACAAAAACAAUUAAAUCAACACGGAAAUCUCAAAAAAAGGAAGAAAUAUUGUACUGUUACUGCAGGUCCCCAUACGACAAUGAAUUGCCAAUGAUUGCAUGUGAUAGACAGAGUUGUACAGUGGAAUGGUAUCAUUUCAAGUGUGUGGGUAUAACAGUCGCACCUGAGGGAAAUUGGUACUGUCAGGAAUGUCAAAAUACAUAA
Cinara cedri is the source of this 507-nucleotide messenger RNA. NCBI's taxonomy places the organism in Eukaryota, Metazoa, Arthropoda, Insecta, Hemiptera, Aphididae. The record is from the annotation of a GenBank genome assembly.